This is a messenger RNA of Helicoverpa zea (corn earworm), 1390 nucleotides long. RefSeq names its product odorant receptor 49b-like (gene Or-36). Gene Ontology annotation, molecular function: odorant binding; olfactory receptor activity. The coding region runs from base 126 to 1340 and encodes 404 amino acids. Gene Ontology annotation, biological process: sensory perception of smell; detection of chemical stimulus involved in sensory perception of smell. The transcript has 5 exons. Gene Ontology annotation, cellular component: plasma membrane. NCBI's taxonomy places the organism in Eukaryota, Metazoa, Arthropoda, Insecta, Lepidoptera, Noctuidae. The record is from RefSeq and is a predicted model, not a curated record.
UGAAUUCUUAACAAGAAAUCUGAACAGCAAAAGCACCCUGUCAUUAUUCGCUAAUAAAUACAUGUAACAACUGCAUUUCACGUAGAAUUUCUCACGCCAAUUAUAAGAAAUUUUAGUCACAUUUAAUGUCGGGAUUUCAGAUCGUUCAGUUGUUCAAAAUGUGGGCAAAAUUCUCGAUCAUGCAAAUUUUUAAAUUCCUCGAGGAUCCUGCAUAUCCUUCUGUAGGACCUCAUCUAAAACUGCUAGGAUUUACGGGUCUCUGGCAUCCGAACCGCCACACCUUAGUGGGUCGUUUCAAACAUAUUCUCUUCUACAUCACCAUAUCAUUCUUCUUCAGCCAGUACAUCAAAUGCUUCAUCAACUUCAACGCCAGCUCCCUGAAACUGAUUCUGCAGUAUGCUCCAUUUCAUAUGGGCAUCGUCAAAUCCUGUUUCUUUCAAAAGGACUAUAAGACUUGGCAGCAAGUAAUUGACUACAUGUCCUCAGUCGAACUUGCUCAACUGUCCAAAAGUAACAAGGAACAAUACAAAAUAAUCUACGAUUACAUCAAGAGGAAUCGGAAAGUGUCUUACUUUUUUUGGGCUCUCGCUUUCUUCUCCAAUUUUAGCAUUUUCACUGAACCGUACCAAAAGAAUCAGAUUAAUGUGAACGGUACUAGUAUUUAUUUGAACAUUUUUGAUGGCUACACCCCAUUUCAGAAGGAACCUCCUGGCUACUACAUUUCCAUGUUGAUCCAAACUGUGUUAGGUCAUAUUGUCAGCGCCUACGUGGUGGGUUGGGAUACUCUCGUAGUCUCAAUCAUGAUAUUCUUCGCUGGCCAGCUGAAGAUUACCUGCUUGCGUUGUAAGAUGAUGAUAGACGUGACGAAUCCAAUGAAAAGCCAUCUUAAAAUCGCGGAAUGUCAUCGAUUCCACACCACUUUGGUUGAGUACACGCGAAUAUUCAACGCGCUGAUAUCCCCGGUAAUGUUCGUGUAUUUGGUGGUGAUUUCAGUGAACCUCGGCGUUUGUAUUAUACAGAUUGUUGAGAUUGAAAACGACGUGCCUACAUUGGUAUCAAGCAUUCUGUUUGUGAUGGCGUGUUUGAUCCAACUGCUCCUGUUCUACUGGUAUGCCAAUGAAGUUACUCAUGAGAGCACCUUUGUGAGCUACAGUACUUUUGAGAGUAAUUGGCCUGAAGCUAAUAACAAGUUGCAAAGGGAAGUGGCUCUGUUAGGUCUGACCACGGAGAAGAUGCUCGUCUUCAAAGCGGGGCCUUUCAAUCAGAUGUCACUGGCCACUUUUAUUGCGAUACUAAGAGCGAGCUACAGCUUCUACACCCUAUUGAAUAGCACAAAUUAAACAAAAAACGAGCACGGUAGAGCGAUAGCCAAGUUCGAGCAACUACCUAA